AUGUUCCUGUACCACCACGAUUUUGAUUUUCCAGUAGUGCUUACUGCCGUCAUAUGGUUUGGUCUAUUUUAUUGUUGCCUGAAGUUUGAAGGUGAACAAUCCGAUGAGCCCUCGUCCGGCGGCGCCGCACCAAGAAUCCGACACCAAAAUCCACAUUCUCUUCCCCAGCGUUUGCAACCAUUUGUUAUUCCUCUUGAACCCCGCCGCCAAGUUCCCGGCAACGCGGCGCCAGCAAUUAGGCCAGAGCAGCCGGAAUCUACAUCGGCGCGACCUCCUCUUACGGAAAUAAUUAUUGAUAUUCCGGAACACUACGAUUAUGAUAAUAAUAAGAAUACAGAAUGUGCAAUAUGUCUUGAAAGCCUAGGAUCUUAUUCUUCGACAGCGGUUCUUCCGGGAUGCCACCAUAGCUUUCAUCCUGAUUGCAUUGCUGUAUGGUUGGCAAUUCAUCGAACUUGUCCUUUGUGUCGGCUGCCGGCCGCCGCCGCCGUGAACCGAGGCGGCAAAGAUCGUGGAUGUGCAUUAUGUCGUGCUUUUUAUGUUCCGGAAACGGCAUCGCCGGGGCGGCCUUCACGGCGGACGUGGGAUGAUCUUCCGAUGUGCGGGCAUAGCUUUCAUUCUAAUUGUCUUGAUGCAUGGUUGCGCUAUUCUCAAACUUGUCCAAUAUGUAACACUUAA
Molecule: messenger RNA, 675 nt
Organism: Oldenlandia corymbosa var. corymbosa
Lineage: Eukaryota; Viridiplantae; Streptophyta; Magnoliopsida; Gentianales; Rubiaceae
Source: the annotation of a GenBank genome assembly